Telopea speciosissima is the source of this 1281-nucleotide messenger RNA. Its product is annotated as sulfate transporter 1.2-like. Gene Ontology annotation, biological process: transmembrane transport. Gene Ontology annotation, molecular function: nucleic acid binding. The coding region runs from base 1 to 1281 and encodes 426 amino acids. The transcript is spliced from 8 exons. The record is from RefSeq and is a predicted model, not a curated record. NCBI's taxonomy places the organism in Eukaryota, Viridiplantae, Streptophyta, Magnoliopsida, Proteales, Proteaceae. Gene Ontology annotation, cellular component: membrane.
AUGAUAACUACCUUUUCUGUGUACAUUACCAAUGCACAGGAAAAUGGUGUUCAAACAGUGAAGCAUAUACAUAAAGGUAGAAAUCCGCUAUCUGCAAAUGAAAUUUAUUUCACUGGGAAGUACCUAGUGUCAGGUAUUAAGAUUGGCGUCGUGGCUGGUAUUAUAGCAUUAACGGAAUCAAUAGCAAUUGGAAGAACAUUUGCAUCAGUCAAAGACUAUCAAAUUGAUGGAAACCAAGAAAUGGUGGCCUUAGGACUGGUGAAUAUUGUUGGUUCAAUGACUUCUUGUUAUGUAACUACAGGUGCUUUGGCUCGCUCAGCUGUGAACUUCAUGGCAGGUUGCCAAACUGCUGUCUCCAACAUUGUGAUGGCUAUCGUCGUUUUACUAGUUUUAGAACUGAUCACCCCCGUCUUUGAGUAUACCCCAAUUGCCGUUAUUUCUUCUAUCAUUAUUUCGGGCAUAUCUGGCCUGAUCGACAUUGAGGCUGCACUGCUCAUAUGGAAGAUAGAUAAAUUCGACUUCACUGCUUGCCUAGGAGCCUUUAUUGGUGUGGUUUUUUACUCUGCUGAGAUUGGACUCUUAAUUGCAGUCUUCAUAUCCUUUGUUAAAAUACUCCUACAAGUCAUAAGGCCACGUACUGCAAUACUGGGAAAUAUUCCCAGAACAACAGUCUACAGGAACAUCCAACAAUAUCCGGAGGCGACCAAGGUUCCCGGUGUACUUAUUGUGAGAGUUGAUUUUGCAAUAUACUUUUCCAACUCCAAUUAUGUCAGGGAAAGCACAUAUUCUUAUGAAAACCAUCUUCAUAAUAUGGUGCAUAAUGUCACAGCGGUUACUGACAUUGAUACUAGUGGCAUCCAUGCCUUGGAAGAGCUAAACAGGAGUCUCCAGAAGAGAUAUGUUCAACUUGUCAUAGCAAAUCCGGGACCAGUGGUGAUGGAAAAACUUCAUGCAUCCAAGUUUAUAGACUUGAUCGGAAACAAGAAUAUCUUCCUUACAGUCAGAGAUGCCGUGGAAACAUGUGCUCCUAAGAUGAUUAAGAGUUUUCAGAAGAAACCCAAGAAAACCCUUUAUUUUUUUUUCUUCUCUUCCAAUUCUUUAUGGGUCUAUCUCCGCCUGCGUGUGCGGGAGAUUAUUGUGUUUGUUUCGUCAAUGGCUGUUCCUUCGAACGUCCCUGCACCUGCUUCACUUUAUGUUGGAGACCUUCAUCCUGAUAUCACCGAUGGACAACUCUUCGAUGCCUUCUCUGUCAUCGAUAACCUUGCAUCUGUCAGGGUUUGA